AUGUUGUCAAACUCCCUUGCGGCUCUGGUCGGCCUCUUGGCUUUCGCAGAUGCCGCGCGCACCCACGGCCACUCGCACCAGCACCGAAGCCAUAACCAUUCGGAAGUAGAAAAGCGCGGCGGACAGUGUCAAUUCCCAAGCAAUGCCGGCUUGGUUGCGGUUACCCCGGGUUCCGAGAACGGUGGAUGGGCUAUGAGCCCCGACCAGCCUUGCAAACCUGGCAGUUGGUGCCCUUAUGCAUGCCCUCCCGGAAAGGUCUCGAUGCAGUGGAAUCCAAAGGCCACUUCUUACAGCUACCCUCUUUCGAUGGAUGGUGGGUUGUACUGCGACGAGAACGGCCAAAUCCAGAAGCCGUUCCCUGACAAGGAUUACUGUGUCGACGGGACUGGUGCUGUUACUGCCGUCAACAAGGCAGGCAAGCCUCUCUCUUUCUGUCAGACCGUUCUCCCUGGUAACGAAGCCAUGCUUAUCCCGACUCUGGUUGAGGAUACUGCUACCCUCGCUGUUCCGGAUCCUUCGUAUUGGUGCUCAACCGCUGCUCACUACUAUAUUAACCCUCCUGGAACUGGAGAGGAAGGCUGCAUUUGGGGAACCAGUGCCAACCCUGUCGGAAACUGGGCCUAUUUCGUCGCUGGCGCCAACACCGAUUCUAGUGGAAACACCUUCGUCAAGAUCGGCUAUAACCCUGUUGUCCAAGAACCUGCUACCCCAUUCCGCAAUACUCCAGCUUCUUUCGGUGUUGAGAUUACCUGCGAUGAAGGUGCUGGAUGCAAUGGUCUGCCCUGCAAAAUCGAUCCUUCUAUCAACGCUUUGAAUGAAGUCACCUCAGGUGAGAGCUCCGACGGUGCCGGUGGUGCUGCCUUCUGCGUUGUCACUGUUCCCAAAGGCCAGACCGCAAACAUUGUCGUGUUCGAGGCUGGAAACAGUGGUGGAAGCUCUAGCUCUAGCUCUAGCUCUAGCUCCAGCUCCAGCUCCAGCUCCAGCUCCAGCACCAAGGCCAGCAGUAGCUCUUCAAGCUCUUCUACUUCGACCUCAACUUCGACUUCUACCACCCCAACAACCACUUCCUCUCCUUCAACCACGUCUCAUAGCUCGACGACCUCAACCUCGACUUCAAGCUCGACGUCGUCUACUCCAAGCAGCACUACCACGCAUACACCAUCGUCAACUGAAGCCUCGACUACUCCGGCGUCGUCCUCCCCUAAGUCCACCUCGGCUACUUACAGUUACGCCCCGCAUGUUUUCGCUGAAACAUCCGCUAGUGGAGACGGCGGCGCUACAACCACUUCUGCCGGUGAUUCCAAACCGGCCUCGCCUUCUGCUAGCCCUUCAUCUGCCGCUUCGCCAAUGUCCACAGGCUCGAUGACCGGCUUGGCCUUGUGUCUCAUGGCCGGCAUCAUGAUGCAAUUCUGA
Molecule: messenger RNA, 1413 nt
Organism: Talaromyces stipitatus ATCC 10500
Lineage: Eukaryota; Fungi; Ascomycota; Eurotiomycetes; Eurotiales; Trichocomaceae
Product: SUN domain protein (Adg3), putative
Exons: 3
Coding region: 1-1413 (470 amino acids)
Source: RefSeq, a predicted model, not a curated record